Molecule: messenger RNA, 494 nt
Organism: Paramecium pentaurelia
Lineage: Eukaryota; Ciliophora; Oligohymenophorea; Peniculida; Parameciidae
Source: the annotation of a GenBank genome assembly
AUGCAAGCCCAUUUUUAAGAGAAGGAAGCUCUUGCUGAUAUCUUUGGUCAUAUAAACAAUGUAGAUGAGCAAAUUUUUGGUGUCAUAUUAGAAAAAAUAAGAAAGGAAAAAGUUUAAGACAUCAUUGGAUAUCUUUCAGAUAACGGGACUCAAAGCCAAUUAGAAUCAUGUAUCUUACAAAAAGGAGAGAAUAUCACCCAGGCUGAUAACGUAUAGAAAUUGCCUGUUGUUAGAAAUGAAAUCAAAUAAAUCACAGAAGUCUUAAGAAAAUUAAAAGACCAUGACUUCAAUUACAAAGACUUUUCCUCUAAAGAAAAUGAAGAAUCAACACUAAGUUUAAUGAAUAAUAUCAAGGAUAAUAGAAGGAUAAUUGAAUUUCUGUAAUUUUUAGUUCACCUCACAUCUAUAGAUAAAACUUUGAUAUAAUGCGGAUCUAAUUCCUUAUAUAUAUUAGUUUAGAUGAAGGUGGACCUUAGAAACAAAAAUUUGGAAAA